UUGAACCCUGAUGAGCCAAAGAAAAGAGAAGCUGGACCGCACAGCAACGCAACGCACCGCACCAUCCUCGCAGCCGACGAGACACCACCGUGCUCCAAAGGACCUCCUCUCUCUCGCUCUCGCCACCGCCAUCGCAUAUUAAAGCCCAACCAAGCCUUCACUAAUCAAGAAAGCAAAAACCAAAACUUCCUCUCUCUCUCUCUCUCUCUCUCUCUCGUCGAUGUUCCCUAUUUUAAUCCAAAUCAGUUGAAAAAACAAAAAAAGAAUAAAACGCAACGCCAACAAGGUUUGGAUCUCAGAUAGAUCCCAAUAAGAUUCCAUUGCAAUGGAGCUAGCACAACUAGAGGCAUUGUGUGAGAGGCUGUACAAUUCUCAGGACUCAGUAGAACGAGCUCAUGCAGAGAGCACUUUGAAAUGCUUUUCAGUGAACACUGAUUAUAUUUCCCAAUGCCAAUACAUUCUUGACCAUGCAUUGACACCUUAUGCAUUGAUGCUCGCUAGUUCAAGUUUGCUGAAGCAAGUCACUGAGCAUAGCCUCGCUCUACAGCUCCGUCUUGAUAUCCGAAACUACCUUAUUAACUAUCUGGCCACCAGAGGACCUGAAUUGCAGACUUUUGUAACUGCAUCAUUAAUUCAACUCUUGUGUCGAGUUACAAAGUUUGGGUGGUUUGAUGAUGAUCGGUUCCGGGAUGUGGUUAAAGAGUCGAUGAACUUCUUGAGCCAGUCGACAUCAGAUCACUAUGCUAUUGGUUUGAAGAUAUUAAAUCAACUUGUAUCUGAGAUGAAUCAGCCAAAUCCUGGUUUGCCUUCAACACAUCAUCGAAGGGUAGCAUGCAACUUUAGGGAUCAAUCGCUGUAUCAAAUAUUCCAAAUAUCAUUAACAUCAUUGCGUCAACUGAAGAGUGAUGUUGUCAGUCGAUUGCAAGAGUUAGCGCUUUCUCUUUCACUUAAAUGUUUAUCGUUUGAUUUUGUUGGGACAUCAAUUGAUGAAAGUUCUGAAGAAUUUGGUACUGUUCAGAUUCCAUCUUCUUGGCGACCAGUUUUGGAGGACCCUGCAUCGUUGCAAAUAUUUUUUGACUACUAUGCUAUUACAAAGGCCCCUCUUUCUAAGGAGGCACUGGAGUGCUUGGUGCGACUAGCUUCUGUAAGACGUUCUUUGUUUACAAAUGAUGCUGCCCGUUCUAAGUUUUUGGCCCAUUUAAUGACAGGAACCAAAGAAAUCCUGCAAACAGGGCAAGGUCUUGCCGAUCAUGACAAUUACCAUGAGUAUUGUCGUCUUCUUGGACGUUUCAGAGUGAAUUAUCAGUUGUCAGAGCUCGUGACUGUGGAAGGCUAUAGUGAUUGGAUACGUCUUGUGGCUGAGUUUACUUUAAAGUCUUUGCAGUCUUGGCAGUGGGCCAGCAGCAGUGUAUACUACCUGUUAGGGCUAUGGUCCAGAUUGGUGACAUCUGUGCCCUAUUUGAAAGGUGAUGCACCAAGUUUGUUGGAUGAAUUUGUGCCCAAGAUUACUGAAGGUUUCAUCACAUCGAGGUUUAACUCUGUGCAGGCUGGAUUGGCAGAUGAUCUUUCUGAGAACCCGCUAGACAAUGUUGAACUUCUUCAGGAUCAACUAGAUUGCUUUCCUUACCUUUGCCGAUUCCAGUAUGAAAGCAGUAGUAUGUAUAUAAUAAACAUAAUGGAGCCUAUUCUGCAAGCGUACACGGAAAGAGCUCGUCUACAGACCACUGAUAACAGUGAUAUCUCCGUUAUUGAAGCCAAACUUGCUUGGAUUGUUCAUAUUAUAGCUGCUAUUCUUAAGAUAAAACAAUCUACUGGUUGUAGUGUGGAAUCACAAGAAGUGCUUGAUGCCGAACUUUCGGCUCGUGUUUUGCAACUGAUAAAUGUAACUGACAGUGGACUGCAUAGCCAGAGAUAUGGUGAACUAUGCAAGCAGAGACUUGAUCGAGCAAUUCUUACUUUCUUUCAGCAUUUCCGAAAGUCUUAUGUUGGUGAUCAGGCCAUGCAUUCCUCUAAGCAGUUAUAUGCCCGGUUAUCUGAGCUUCUUGGGCUCCAUGAUCAUCUGCUACUGUUGAAUGUAAUCGUUGGGAAGAUUGCUACAAACCUCAAGUGUUAUACAGAGAGUGAAGAGGUGAUUGAUCACACCUUAAACUUGUUCUUCGAGCUGGCAUCUGGGUACAUGAUUGGGAAGCUGCUUUUGAAGUUAGAUACUGUUAAAUUCAUAGUAGCAAAUCAUACUAGGGAGCACUUUCCAUUUUUGGAAGAAUAUAGAUGCUCUCGCAGCAGAACAACAUUCUAUUUCACCAUCGGUUGGUUAAUAUUCAUGGAGGACAGCCCUGUGAAAUUUAAGUCAUCAAUGGAUCCACUUUUGCAAGUUUUCAUCAGUUUAGAGUCGACUCCUGAUUCACUGUUUCGUACUGAUGUGGUAAAAUAUGCCUUAAUCGGCUUAAUGAGGGACCUCAGAGGAAUUGCAAUGGCCACAAAUAGUCGCAGAACUUAUGGCCUUCUGUUUGAUUGGCUAUAUCCUGCUCACAUGCCACUUCUUUUGAAAGGCAUCUCACACUGGACUGAUACACCUGAGGUUACCACACCAUUGUUGAAAUUCAUGGCUGAAUUUGUGUUAAACAAAGCCCAACGUUUGACUUUCGACUCUUCUUCUCCAAAUGGCAUACUUCUUUUCCGCGAAGUCAGUAAAUUGAUUGUUGCUUAUGGGUCAAGGAUUUUAUCUCUUCCCAAUGCUGCUGAUAUAUAUGCCUUUAAAUACAAGGGUAUUUGGAUUUCCUUAACCAUUCUUUCAAGAGCCCUAUCUGGAAACUAUGUCAACUUUGGUGUUUUUGAACUAUAUGGGGAUAGAGCACUCUCCGAUGCACUUGACAUUGCUCUUAAGAUGACACUAUUAAUUCCUUUGGCUGAUAUAUUGGCUUUCCGUAAGCUGACAAGGGCGUAUUUUGCCUUCUUGGAGGUUCUUUUCAACAGCCACAUUGUUUUCAUAUUGAACAUGGAUACAAACACUUUUAGGCAUAUAGUAGGAUCACUUGAAUCUGGUCUUAAAGGUUUGGAUACGAAUAUUUCUUCACAGUGUGCAUCUGCUGUUGAUAAUCUGGCUGCUUUCUAUUUCAACAACAUUGCUAUGGGGGAGGCACCUACUACACCUGCUGCAGUAAACCUUGCUCGUCACAUUGUAGAGUGCCCCAAUUUGUUUCCAGAAAUAUUGAAGACACUCUUUGAGAUUGUUUUGUUCGAGGAUUGUGGCAACCAAUGGAGCCUUAGCAGACCAAUGUUGAGCUUAAUACUCAUCAGUGAGCAGAUAUUCACUGAUUUGAAAGCUCAGAUUAUGUCUUCACAGCCCGCAGAUCAACAUCAACGCCUCUCCUUGUGUUUCGACAAAUUAAUGGUAGAUGUUACUCGAAGCUUGGAUUCAAAGAACAGGGAUAAAUUCACACAGAAUCUUACCACAUUCAGGCAUGAAUUUCGAGUCAAAUAGAUCCAACUUCUGUGAAGCAAAUACUUGCUUGGAAACUGAAAUUAUACGUGAAAGACGAUUCUUCAACGAAUCCACAACUCUACUCGAUCACGGAAUCUACUAUCAUUAGAGAAAAUGCUUUGCGUUUACAUCAGUUUCUCAAUCUUCUCUUAAAUGAAAGCGCAGCCGAUUUUUGAAGUUCAUGGGAUUGUGGAGUGGGAAAAGUUUGAUACGAAUCUUUGAUAGUGUUACUGUAUAGCUGUACUUGUCCUUGAAUAGUAGAGAUUGCUGUAGCAUUAAGGGGAUCUAAUGGUUGGUGGAUUACAUUUGUUUUGGAGUGGCUGAUGCUGGUUUUAGAAGAUCAAUUCUUUUUAGGACAAAAAAAAGGAUGUAAAUCAUUGAUCAGGUGUUUCUGUAAAUUAGUCUGUUGUAUUCUUUGUACUGUUGAUAAUAGAAGAAAAGAAAAAUCACGUUAUUGCUCUUACA
Messenger RNA from Corylus avellana, 3946 nucleotides. RefSeq names its product ARM repeat superfamily protein. NCBI's taxonomy places the organism in Eukaryota, Viridiplantae, Streptophyta, Magnoliopsida, Fagales, Betulaceae. Gene Ontology annotation, biological process: protein export from nucleus. Gene Ontology annotation, molecular function: small GTPase binding; nuclear export signal receptor activity. The record is from RefSeq and is a predicted model, not a curated record. Gene Ontology annotation, cellular component: nuclear pore; cytoplasm.